Rotaria sp. Silwood1 is the source of this 768-nucleotide messenger RNA. Lineage: Eukaryota; Metazoa; Rotifera; Eurotatoria; Philodinida; Philodinidae. The record is from the annotation of a GenBank genome assembly.
AUGCUUGAACUUGUUCGCCCAGUUCUUCAACUUCUUAAAGUCGAAAAUACAGCAUUAGAAAAUUUCGAAGCAUUAAUGGCUUUAACUAAUUUAGCUGGUGCUGGUGAAAGUGUUCGAAAACGUAUUUUAAAAGAAGGUGGAUUUUCAAAUAUUGAACAUUAUAUGUAUGAAGAACAUAUAAUGCUUCGACGUGCAGCUACAGAAUGUAUGUGUAAUUUAGUUGUACAAGAAGAAGUUGUUAAAUAUUUUACUAAAGAAAAUGAUCGAAUUAAAUUAUUAGUUUUAUUAUGUGGUGAAGAAGAUGAUUUAUUAAUCAAAGCAGCUUUAGGAACAUUAGCAGUUUUAUCAUCAUUACAAAUUGAUCUUGAAGAUUAUAAAGAUGUUGAUUUACAAGAUGAGGAUCGUAAAAAAUUAAAUGAAUAUAUUAAAGACAAUCAAAUUAUAUGUGAAAAAAUACUUAGUGUUAAAUCAUUUGCGGAAAUUUUCAAACCAUUGUGUGCUUCAGAGAAUGCUGAUUUACAAUUUCGAGCUCUUUAUAUUAUACGUAAUAUAAUUAAAACAAAUAAAGAUAUUGCAAUACGUAUUGUUGAAACGGAUCUAAUGGAUGUUUUAUUUGCUAUUAAAGAAACGAAAGAUGAUCGAUUAAUAAAUGAAAAAAAUCGAAAAGUGGUUUCGGAUAUAAUUCAACAGUGUUUAGAUUAUGGACUUAUUCAACCAAACAGAGAUCAUACAAUUGCUGAAGAAGAUGAAGAUGCUGCUUCUGAAUAA